CAUGGAUGUCACAUCCUUUUACUUGUCUUUUGUGAUUCUUUGUAGUGCUUAUAUUCACAUGGGCAUGAACAAGUGACCCUCUGUAUCAUCUCUCCCGGUCAUCUCCUGCGUCUCCGCAUUGCGCUACUUGUCUAGUCUCUACCAUGGCGGCUUUGAACGGAGCAGCGACCGAUAUGAAGUCGACCUUCCGCAGGGUAUACUCUACCCUGAAAUCUGAGCUGCUCCAAGACCCCGCUUUCGACUUCACCGAUGAUUCUCGUCAAUGGGUCGACAGGAUGCUGGAGUACAAUGUUCCUGGAGGAAAGCUGAAUCGAGGUCUCUCUGUGAUUGAUAGCUAUAAGCUGCUGCAAGAAGGAAGAGAACUUCCAGAAGAUGAAAUCUUUCUAGCAUGUGCACUUGGUUGGUGCAUUGAAUGGUUUCAAGCUUAUUUUCUUGUUCUUGAUGAUAUUAUGGACAACUCUCACACACGCCGUGGUCAACCUUGUUGGUUCAGAAUGCCCGAAGUUGGCAUUAUUGCUGUGAAUGAUGGGAUUAUCCUUCGUAACCAUAUUUCUAGAAUUCUCAGAAGACACUUCAGAGAAAAGCCUUACUACGUGGAUCUUCUAGAUUUAUUUAAUGAGGUGGAGUUCCAGACAGCCUCAGGACAAAUGAUAGAUUUGAUUACUACACAUGAAGGACAAAAAGAUCUAUCCAAGUACACGAUCCCAGUUCACCAUCGCAUUGUCCAGUACAAGACUGCCUAUUAUUCAUUUUACCUUCCGGUCGCAUGUGCAUUGCUUAUGGCUGGUGAGAAUUUGGACAAACAUAUUGAUGUAAAGAACAUUCUUAUUGAAAUGGGAACCUACUUUCAAGUACAGGAUGAUUAUUUGGAUUGUUUCGGUGAUCCUGAAGUGAUUGGUAAGAUAGGAACAGAUAUCGAGGAUUUUAAGUGCUCAUGGUUGGUUGUGAAAGCUCUUGAACUUGCCAACGAAGAACAGAAGAAAUUAUUACAUGAGUGUUAUGGAAAACCAGAUCCAAUUUUGGUUGCAAAAGUAAAGGAACUCUAUAAUGCUCUCAAUCUUCAGGGUGUAUUUGCUGAGUAUGAGAGUAAGAGCUACGAGAAGUUAAUCUCCUCCAUUGAAGCUCAUCCAAGCAAAGCAGUGCAAGCUGUGUUGAAGUCUUUCUUGGAGAAGAUAUACAAGAGGCAGAAGUAAGGCUUGGAGAAACAAUUGAGGAAAGGGAAAGGAUAAAAGGAAAUGGAAUAAAAUGUUAAUUCUUUCUUUUCCUAAUUUGUUUGCAAUUUUCUCACGUAAGCAAACAUUGAUGUCUCUCUCGUUCAAUUUACAAACACUUGAUAUAUUGCCUCUUCUGCUGAUUUUCUCCA
This is a messenger RNA of Nelumbo nucifera (sacred lotus), 1363 nucleotides long. Its product is annotated as farnesyl pyrophosphate synthase. Lineage: Eukaryota; Viridiplantae; Streptophyta; Magnoliopsida; Proteales; Nelumbonaceae. Gene Ontology annotation, molecular function: (2E,6E)-farnesyl diphosphate synthase activity; dimethylallyltranstransferase activity. Gene Ontology annotation, cellular component: cytoplasm. Gene Ontology annotation, biological process: trans, trans-farnesyl diphosphate biosynthetic process. The record is from RefSeq and is a predicted model, not a curated record.